AUGGCGCGCUCGCUGCUUUCACUUGCCCUCGCGCUGCCCGCGGUCCGGGCGAUGAACAAUGGUCUCGCCAGGACACCGCAGAUGGGGUGGAACACAUGGAACCACUUUGGGUGCGGGAUCAACGAGGACACCAUCCUCAGUGCUGCGCAGGCCGUCGUCUCCAACAAUCUGACGGCGUUGGGUUAUGAAUACAUUCUUGUGGAUGAUUGCUGGCAAGCGGACGCUCGAGAUGCCAGUACUGGCGCGCCUGUCGCUGACCCAAGCAAGUUCCCCAACGGAAUCAAAGAUCUAGCCGACAAAGUGCACGAUAUGGGUCUCAAGUUCGGCAUCUACAGCAGUGCUGGAACCUCCACCUGCGGCGGACGCUUCGGCUCGCUCGGUUUCGAGGAGAUCGACGCGCAGACGUACGCGUCCUGGGGCGUCGACUACCUCAAGUACGACAACUGCUACAACGAAGGGCGCGCCGGGACGCCGCUCAUCUCGUACGAGCGGUACAACAACAUGUCACGCGCGCUGAACGCGACGGGCCGGCCCAUUCUGUACUCCAUGUGCAACUGGGGCGAAGACGGGCCGUGGAACUUCGCGGUCGACAUCGCGAACAGCUGGCGCAUUUCCGGCGACAUCUACGAUAACUACGACCGCUACGAUUCACGAUGCCCGUGCACGGACAUGCUCGAUUGCAAGCUCUCUGGCUUCCACUGCGCAAUGACCCGGAUUAUCGACUUUGCGGCGCCUCUCUUGCAGAAGGCAGGUCCUGGGAAGUGGAACGACCUCGACAUGCUCGAAAUCGGCAACGGCGGCAUGACGUUCGACGAAUACGUGACCCACUUCUCGAUGUGGGCUCUUGCGAAGAGCCCGCUCAUCCUCGGAAAUGACGUCACAAGCAUGGAUACCGACACGUUGUCGAUAAUCACCAACGACGCCAUCAUCGCAGUGAACCAGGACCCGAAUGGCUCCCCAGCUAGCCAGAUGUGGAUCCACGCCGUCGACGGAGGUGGCCAGCUCGAGCUGUGGUCCGGUAGCCUCGUCAACAACCAGUUUGUAUGGGCCGUCAUGAACACCUCGCCCUCGAACCAGACCGUCAAUGUAUCCCUGCUCGAUAUCUUCACCGAUCAGGGCGCGGCCUUCGGCUCCGGCACCUUCACCAUGUACGACCUCUGGCAGAAGGACGCAGACGGCGCGUGGGGCGCCAAAGUCGCCGACGUCUCCGGCAGCAUGUCCGUGGACGUCGUCACCCACGGCGUGCGCGUCUUCAAGGCCGUCCCUGUCUCGAGCUCGCGGAGGGCUGCAGGAGAGUUAUGA
This is a messenger RNA of Epithele typhae, 1302 nucleotides long. Its product is annotated as glycoside hydrolase. Gene Ontology annotation, biological process: carbohydrate metabolic process. The coding region runs from base 1 to 1302 and encodes 433 amino acids. Lineage: Eukaryota; Fungi; Basidiomycota; Agaricomycetes; Polyporales; Epitheliaceae. The transcript is spliced from 11 exons. Gene Ontology annotation, molecular function: hydrolase activity, hydrolyzing O-glycosyl compounds. The record is from RefSeq and is a predicted model, not a curated record.